Messenger RNA from Paramisgurnus dabryanus, 4557 nucleotides. RefSeq lists its product as uncharacterized. The record is from RefSeq and is a predicted model, not a curated record. Gene Ontology annotation, molecular function: L-allo-threonine aldolase activity. Gene Ontology annotation, cellular component: cytosol. Gene Ontology annotation, biological process: glycine biosynthetic process; L-threonine catabolic process. Lineage: Eukaryota; Metazoa; Chordata; Actinopteri; Cypriniformes; Cobitidae.
AUAUAUGAUACUGAUAUUCCAUUCCAGCUAAUAAAUAUAGUCUUAAUUUGGGUGGUCAAUCUGCAUUUUAAGGGUUUAAAAUCUAAUCUAGCUAAAUCAAGUAAAUCUACUCUUAAAGUCAUUUAAGGAUGCCAAGUUUAAUCAUAAAAUUUAUUUUACUAACAACAAAAUUGUGGCCAGUGAAAAUGCUGAGUGGCUAGUAACUUCGGAAAACACCAUUUUGGCUGGUGAGCAAAAAAGUUAAUGUCAAGCCCUGGUAUUAUGACAAUAAAUGUGGCACACCCAGAUUUUCAAAUGUACACCCAGAGUCUCUUUUCUGGCUACACUUCUUAUAUAGAGUAAUUGAAAAGAAGACAUGAACUCCAAAACAUUUACCUGUUCAGCUCAUUUAUUCCGACACUUCUUGCCCAAACAUCGGCGUGUUUUCCACAUGAAUCCUGCGCCUCUGUUUAGCGGACUACCUCAGGUGAUCCAGGGAUCAGGUGUGCGCACUGUGGACGUCCGGAGCGACGCGGGAACCAAACCCGGAGAUGCCAUGCGCAAAGCCAUGGCGAAGGCAGAGCUCGGGGAUGAUGUGUUUGCAGAGGACCCGACAGUUAAUGAAUUACAAAAAGAAGCUGCUGAUAUGUUUGGUAUGGAGGCUGCUUUAUUUGUCCCUACAGUUACGAUGGGUAAUCUAAUUGCAGUUAUGGUCCACUGCAGAGAAAGGGGAGAUGAGAUGAUAGUUGGUGACCUCUCUCAUAUUUAUAUCUAUGAGCAGGGUGGAAGUGCACAGCUGGCAGGUGUCCAUUCUGUAGCAGUGAAUACAUUAGCCGAUGGCACCUUUGAUCUAGACCAGCUGAUCUCCAAGGUCCGUCAUGGUUACCCUAACCCGCAUUUCCCACGCACUCGACUGGUGUGCAUUGAAAACACACACAAUAUUCAGGGAGGGCGAGUCCUUCCAGUCUUAUUCCUGCAGGAGCUUCGCUCUGUGGCUGAUAAGUUUGGUCUGGCAGUGCAUAUGGAUGGAGCGAGGUUAAUGAAUGCAGCCGUUGCUCAGGGUGUUCAUCCCUCUGUUAUACUACAACAUUGCCACUCCGUCAGUGUGUGUCUAUCCAAGGGGCUAGGGGCACCUGUAGGAACCAUGCUUUGUGGGUCAAAAGAUUUCAUAGAGAGAGCAGUUCGUGCUCGCAAAGCACUUGGAGGAGGAAUGCGCCAAGCGGGUAUUUUAGCAGCAGCUGGUAGGAUUGCCCUGUCAGACAUGAUUGGCAGACUGGAAGAGGACCACAGGAACGCCAGACGCUUUGCUGAAGCGCUUAUACAGUGUCACCCUCCUUUGUACCAGCUGGACCUUGCCACUGUGGAAACAAACAUUGUAAGGUUUUGGCUUCAGGACCAGCGGAUGAGCCUACAUGAGUUCUGUGAGCGUAUGGCAAGGGUUGAUGAGCAGGAGGUGAAGGCUUUGGGUCAGGGGGUCCGGGUGCUGAUGUUCUCUCAUGUUGGAAAUGCAAUCAGGGCUGUGUGGCAUCAGGGUAUCAGUGAGGAAGAUACUGAACUGGCUAUAGAGAAGGCUCGGUUUGUGGCCCAACAGCAUAGAUACAAGUCCGUCAGGACAGCAGGAAACCAAUAAUUCUCAUCCAAGACCAAAUGUUUUUACAACAGUCCAUCUCAGUUUAUCUCAAAAGUACUCCAGCUUAUCUUAAAAGGGAGGCUCCACUUUUUUGGAAAUAUGCUCAUUUUCCAGCUCCCCUAGAGUUAAACAUUUGAUUUUUUUUUUUCAUUUUGGAAUCUUCACUUGGUAACUUUUAAUAGCAGGGGACAGGCACUGCGUAAUAUCAUUGAGCCUCCUGCAGCCAUGUUACUGCAGCAAAGUCCUUGAUUAUUACACCAGAAUGAGAAUAUAGUUCCUAGCGAUAUCUGCCUAGAAAAUCACAACUUAACAUUUUUCAUCUGUCUUUGUACAUGAUGUAACUACAGAAGAGUCAAGUUUUAAAUAGGUAAAAUAUCAAAACUAUUUGGUUAUUUUUAGGGCAAUGCUAAUGGUCCAAUCAGAUUCAAUGGAUUAGGCUAAGCUAUGCUAAAAGUGGUACUGCCAGACCCAGAGAUCAGCUGAAUGGAUUGCAAAAUGUUGAACUCUAGAGGAGCUGGAAAAUGAGCAUAUUUUCAAAAAAAGUGGAGUGUCCCUUUUUUACACCCCACAAAAAAAGUGUUAAAAUUACACUUCUUAAAGAAAAAAGAAGUGUGCAUUCUUAAACAAAAAGAUUCUUAAAGGUUAUUUGACAGGGAUAACAGUAUGGCUUUAUAAGGACCAGUGUUGGUCAAGUUACUUGGAAAAAGUAAUUAGUUACUGAUUACUUCCCUAAGAAAGUAAUCCCGUUACUUUACUGAUUACUUAUUUUCAAAAGUAAUUAGUUACUUUACUAGUUACUUUACUAAUUACUUUUCAAAAACAUGAUGCACGACCUGAAUAUGCUACAGUAUAAAGCAACAGGGCCCGGUUGCAUAAAGCACCUUAAGUGUAAUUUUCCCUUAAAUUCACCCUUGUGUUUCAUUUAAACUUAAGGGUGUUGCAAAAAAACCUUAAGCUUUUUCUGUUGCAUCUCCAUGGCAACAAUAGUAUUUUAUAAACCUGGGUCGCUGUCGUGAAACAUUUAACGAUUACCCUUACCUAAAAGAACCAUUUCAGGGAUUAUACUGCAUGCAACACCCUUAAAUUAUUCUCUUACUGUAGGUAAGGGGAAUUUACCCCAAGUGUCAUACUUAAGGGAAAAACUUAAGGUGCUUUAUGCAACAGGGCCAAGACCUUUCAGCCUAAUUCUAUUCUUUCUGCAUAUUCCAUCAUCUAAAAUUGAAUCAAAUGAAACAUUCUCUAUUUUAACCUCUCGGCAUGCACUAAUUCGUUUUUUUAAGCCUCCUAACAAUAUCUAUAUAGCCGACUGUCUACAAACAUUAAUAAUAUUAAUUUAAUAUCAACAUUACUAUACAUCGUUUAAAAGGUCUACGGGUUUAGCAUCAGUGUAUGGUCUCUGUUUUGAGAUAUAUGCUCUAGCAACAAAUGUAGUAUUUUGUUACAGAAGUCCAGAUGACAACAUGCUGCAUAUAAAUGGGACUUCUUACCUUAUAACGAUCGCGAGUCGAAUCCGGUCUGUUUUAGAUGUGUGAAUAAUCCAUGAAAUCAGUCUAAUAAAAUUAAUCAAAUGACAAUUUUUGUCCACAAAUGCGUAUAAUCCAUGAAAUAUAGUAGUCUGUUGUUUACAUCAGAUUUCGCGUGAACGUGAGAUGGAGCCGCAGCGGUCACGUCAGUUUGUCCACAACUGCGUAUAAUCCAUGAAAUACAGAUAUAUAGUCUGUUGUUUUACAUCAGAUUUCGCGUGAAUGUGUAUGAGAUGGAGCCGCAGCGGUCAUGUCAGCUGGAGGUUCAGGGAUAUUUUCAGUAAGUUUCACAUUCCUAUGCCGGCUUGCUAGGUGUUUGCUUAGAUUUGAGGUGGAAUUUUUCGCUGUGGAUAGAAGUUUUAUUCCCAGGCAGAGUGUACAGAGGACGCUGAUGUUUUUGUCACCUUUAACUGGGUUAAACUCAAAGUAAUGUCGGUACUUCCAAGCAUUAAACGCUGCAUAGUCUUGUUCUCUUCCGCGCUCCAUGUUGUCUUCUCACGUUCAACAAUACACUGACUGACGGCGCCGCGCUCAUACGUCAUUGUCACUCGACUCGCGUCAGGACACGAGAGAGUCUCACGAAACAAAAUCAAGAUUAAAAAAUAACGCAGUAACGCAGCCUGCUAACGGGGAAGUAACAGUAAUCUAAUUACUGGUUUUGCAAUUGUAAUCCCUUACUUUACUCGUUACUUGAAAAAAGUUAUCGGAUUACAGUAACGCGUUACUUCUAACGCGUUACUGCCCAUCACUGAUAAGGACCUUAUGUUGCACAAAAGGUUCUUUGUAAAGGAAAAUGGUUUAUUAGUGGCAUCACUGGAAAGAACCACUUUUAGCACCUUUAAGAGUGCAUGUACCAUCUUUUACCCUGUUUGAAAAUCAAGCCAAGACUUCCACUAUUAUAUUAUACUAUUAAAGGGGUGUUGCAAUAAUUAUGCCUGUGUGUUUAUUUACAAUGAGCAGUUUUCUAUACUUCAACCUUAAUGACAAUUCAGCGUUUUGAAAUGUUUUUACAAUAAAUUGUGUGAUGAUUUGACUACCGUUUAAUUCCAUACAAUGAGCACCAGAAGUAGUUUAGUGGUAAAAAAAAGAAAAGCAAACAACCUGUGACAUUUUUCUAGGUUUGUUAUUUUCAUCAAGUGUUACAUAAGAGCUUCCCAUAAUGAUGAGACAGAGAGACAUCGUCAUGAUGACAAAGCAGUGAUUGUGUUCACUACAAUAGACAUCAAAAGGGGAUCAGGCCACUGUCUAGUCAAUAUACAGUCAAACUUAUUUUCUUUAAUUGCUAAUGCAACCUUUUACACCACAGACUGAACAAAAUUAAGCAUUGUUGGUUAUUGGUUGACCUAAAAUGGUAUUGUAAUUGUGUGCUUAUAUUUAACAGCUGACAGCUAUUCAGUUAAUUUAUAAAACAGUCUACUAAAACGA